AUGCAUCAAGCAAGUCAAUCUCAACUACACUUGAACAUACGCAACAUCAUUGAGUUACAUCACCACCAUCAUCAUCAACAACAGCAGCUAACCGUGUUACAAAAUUGGAAUUUCGCGAAUCGCGAGCCUAGUUGGGCCGCCUCGAACUACCGUCGAAGUCAAACAAAUGAACAAACAAAUCGUGAAAAACGAAACCAUUAUGCAAUGAUUGAGAUUUCUUAA
This is a messenger RNA of Clunio marinus, 222 nucleotides long. The record is from the annotation of a GenBank genome assembly. NCBI's taxonomy places the organism in Eukaryota, Metazoa, Arthropoda, Insecta, Diptera, Chironomidae.